Molecule: messenger RNA, 138 nt
Organism: Entrophospora sp. SA101
Lineage: Eukaryota; Fungi; Glomeromycota; Glomeromycetes; Entrophosporales; Entrophosporaceae
Source: the annotation of a GenBank genome assembly
AUGGAUGCUCAUUGUGAUAUACAAGGAAAAUCUUCAUUGUCACUUAGGUUUCUUUAUGAUGGUGAUCGUAUACAAAGCCAUAAUACGCCUGCAGAUUUGGGUAUGGAAAAUGGCGAUUCCAUUAUGUUAUGGUGGUAA